Molecule: messenger RNA, 902 nt
Organism: Mustela lutreola (European mink)
Lineage: Eukaryota; Metazoa; Chordata; Mammalia; Carnivora; Mustelidae
Exons: 7
Coding region: 1-648 (215 amino acids)
Source: RefSeq, a predicted model, not a curated record
AUGGCCGGCGGCGGCGCUACCUGCGGGCGGAGGGGCGGCCCCGGGGCGCGGUACCUGCGGUCGGGCGGCGGCUGCUGCUUCCGCGAGCCUCCUUUGGCCGGCCAGGAGCCCGGCCGUGCCCUCGCCCUCUGGCGGGCCGCGGGGCGGGGCGAUGCGCAGGCCCCGCCCACGGGCAUCCUGGGGCGUUCCGGCUGGGCCGGCGCGGAGAAGUGCCUUUCAGAUCAUGUUUUAAAACCUUCCACGUCUGGCGUUGGGAACGCAGCCGCGGCUUGGUGCUGGAUAGCAAGAGGCAAAGGAAGAAAAGCACAGCACUUCUCCAGACCAAAGGCAAAGGCAGGUGCAUACAACGGCCUCCCACAGAGCAGCGGUGUCAGUGGACGGAGGUGUGUCCAUGGCCCUCGUGGGCUGCCCAGCGCUGUGUGGGUAUCCCCAUUGCUCACGCCAUCCCCAGCUUCCUAUUUCUCUUGCAACUGGGACAUCAGGAGAGGCUUUGCAUCGAACUGUCUGCCCAGGGGACGGUGGUAUGGAGCACAGAGUCAUUUCACGGUGCUGCAGUCUCACAAUCACGGGUGCCCACCCGUCCUGCUCUGUGCUUCCCGUGUGGCCUCCAUGAGCACCUGCCUCCAUGCCACAGCCACAUCGUGCUAAGGCAGAGUUACAAGGGGCAACCACAAGUUCACGUGCAGGUGGCUUGGCGCAGUGAACCGACGGAGAUUCCUUCCCCUCACAGUCACCUGGGGAUGUGCAGAUGAAAGGGGCCCCUCCCUGGGCCUCUCCCCACCUGGAGGAAGGUGGUGUGAUAACCCAUUAGUGGAAACUUCCGCCCAAAUACAAAUAGAUGCAAAGUCCGGCAAGGACAAAGUGUGCCCUCUUCCAUGCCCUCACGUGCCGCAUGAGGAGAG